AUGGAGGACAUCGUCCACACUUUCUUGGUGCGCAUCGACGAAGGUUCUGAGCAUGUUGACGCACGCAUGCUCAGGCGUCUCCGGAAGAAGAUGGCAAAGAUCUUCAAGAAGUGCAAGCAUCAAGGACGCAAGAUCGCUGGAGCUAUCCGGGACAUGAACAAGAGAGUCGAGGAGGUGGCUGCAAGGCGUGACAGGUACACAGUCGACAACGUUAUUGCCAAGCUUGCAAGUCCUGCUACCAUUGAUCCUCGCAUGCAAGCGCUAUACAAGAAGACGACAGAGCUUGUUGCACUAGUAGAGAACUGA
Messenger RNA from Setaria italica (foxtail millet), 306 nucleotides. RefSeq lists its product as uncharacterized. The record is from RefSeq and is a predicted model, not a curated record. The coding region runs from base 1 to 306 and encodes 101 amino acids. The transcript has a single exon. Lineage: Eukaryota; Viridiplantae; Streptophyta; Magnoliopsida; Poales; Poaceae.